UAAACCAAGGCAGUAACAAAAAAGAAAACAGUUCCCUUGUAUAGUAGCAGCCUUCGCAGUACCUUUGAUGUUACCCCUUCAUUUAGAGUGACCUAGAAUUGGCUACGAGGCGUGGUUCAUUUUGCUCUAUCCUCUGUCUCUCUUGUAGACAAAUGCUUCGGAAAGACAGGGCCGGAAGGACCAUCUUGCAGUUCGUUGGCACCGGCUGGUUCGUUGCAACAGUAGUGGAAGUUGCUGCCCUUGGUGGUUGCUACUACUACUACCGGCAUCUCGAUCGCUCACAAGAGUCCCGAUACUGGUUGUUCCAGCAUUUCAGGCCCGGUCUUGAAGCAUUCUACAAGCUUAGAGAUAUGACUGGUAAUGACGCCUUGCAAACGUACGACUACAAGACCUGGGGCAUUCAAGAGUGAGGGCCAGUAGUAGCUGCACUGCCAACAUGGGGUCCUUAGAGGUAGAAGGUGACAGUGGCCGACCUCAACACGAGCAUCACCUCAGCCUCCUGGACAACUUCAGCCAGUCCAAGCGGCAGCUCGAGCAACUCCUGGACGCGAUGGUGACCUGGCACAGCUGGAUGGAAAGCUGCAGGAGUUGCAGAUGAUAACUACGGAAGCGGCCAGUCACCUACCCGCAGCCAGUUUGCGCUGGGUCCGGGAGCAGUUUGGGACACUGAGAGCACGGGUGGAUGAGGUCCGGGAGCGGCUCAAGCCACGCAAGCGAUUUGCCUUCAAAUCGGCACGGGGCCCCAGCUCAAAGGCAGGAGCGCCCCCUGAUUGUGAUGCCAGAUCCGAGGGGCAAUGCGAGUUGGGGCCGGGCUUCCCUGCCGGUGCCUCGAAGGAUGCCUCCACCUUGGGCUUCCAAGGCAGAUCAGGGGAAACGUUGAUGCUGUCCGACGUCAAUGGCAAGGACAUGGAACUCGAUUCUCUCGACACCUGCGAAGUGACCGUCCGUGGCUGUCCGGCGACACUGUUUGCACGCCGGCUCAAGAACUGCCGCAUCCGGUGCGGACCUGUAGCCACCUCGGUGUUCGUGGAGGAGUGCGAGGGUUGCACGUUUCACGUCGCUUGUCAGCAGCUGCGAGUACACGACAGCCGCAAGUGCGAGUUCCGAGUGCACAUUCAGGCACGCUCCAUUAUCGAAGACUCGAAAGAGCUCCUGUUUGCCAAGUACGACUUUGCUUACGACGGAGACGAGCGAGACUGGUGUGCAUCGGGCCUAGACAGGAAUGUCAACAACUGGAACAAGGUGGACGACUUCAACUGGCUUGCAGCCGAUCAGCCCUCACCCAACUGGAAGCUGUCACAUGUGUCACCGGGUGACACCGAAUAGGGGGAUAGGAACACAUGGCACAAUAAAGACCCACAUCGUUGUGAA
Dermacentor silvarum is the source of this 1371-nucleotide messenger RNA. Its product is annotated as tubulin-specific chaperone C. The record is from RefSeq and is a predicted model, not a curated record. The coding region runs from base 595 to 1326 and encodes 243 amino acids. NCBI's taxonomy places the organism in Eukaryota, Metazoa, Arthropoda, Arachnida, Ixodida, Ixodidae. Gene Ontology annotation, biological process: tubulin complex assembly; post-chaperonin tubulin folding pathway. The transcript has 5 exons. Gene Ontology annotation, cellular component: cytoplasm.